CUGUAGAUGCUGAGUGCUGAUUGGUUAAUCAUUGGGUUUAAAAACCUCAUUUAAAUACUGAAGUGUGUAAAACUGCUGUGUUUAUUAUAUGUGCAUUUCUGGGAAUUUGCUCUAAUUUUCUGUCAUUUUCCGAGCUCGUGUCGCGCGCCCCUGUGGUGGCCAUUACAACCCGGAAGUGUUUACAGAGUUGUAACGGAGAAACUGUGCGCGUGUCCGAUGUGGAAUAUUCCUGCGUGAUUUUAGGGCUUCUGACGACAGAGAGCUCCGGACCCGCUCGCGCUGAUACACCGAGCAGAAACCCGGUCCGAGUUCCGAGAAACCCGGAGCCACGCAGUCCUGUGCUGAGCUAGCUGUGCUAGGCUAACUGAGCUAGCUGUGCUAGGCUAACUGAGCUAACGCUGCGGGCUGGUGUGCGGAUAAACAGAUUACAUUCUCAGAUUACAUUCUCAGCGUAUUUUAAUACUUCAAAACGCUCUUCCGAAUAUUGUUUACUGUGAAUCACUGGGCGCCUCCAUGUUUCUGUAACGUCACACACAAGAGCCGGGGGAUGACGUCAGAGCUGCAGUGACAGAAGCUGUGGAGAGUAAAACAUUAUUAAACUUUUUAAACACAGAGAGAGAGAGAGAGAGAGAGAGAAUAAUAGAAGAGACUUGACUGGUCCUGUGCAUAUUACAGACGCUGUGUGUGUGUGUGUGUGUGUGUGAGAUCACACCCAUGCGGCGAUGGAGAGGCGUGGUGCUGCAGCGUCUGCGCUGGUCGAGUCACGUGACGCGGGCGCUGGCUCUGUGUGCGCUGACGUUCGGCGUGCUCCUGCCCCUGUGCUGCCAUCGCUGUCUCUACUCCUACUACUUCCUGAAGUCCUGGUUCCUGGAGCAGAGGAGUGAUGAGGCCCUGAGGCGGAGCUAUGAGGAGGGGCAGGAGGCGCUUGCGUACUGGCGGGAUGAGGUGGUGGGCGGAGCUGUGCAGAGGGACGUCUCUGAGCGGCCGGAGCUGCUGGUGACGGUGGUGUCGACGCGCAGGACGGACGGGCUGCAGUAUCACUACCUGCUGCAGGUGAUGCGGCGGUUGGACGUCCUCCUGCAGGGGUGCGGUGAGGCCCCGUGUGCAGCCGUGCUGGUGUGCGACGUGGAAAGCGGUCCCCAGGAGAACGAGGACGCCGCGCUGGUGGAGAAGCGGUUCCGCGUGGUGAGGCGGGGGAAGGGCGUGGACCAGGACGUGAACUUGUUUGAGAAGGAGAAGAGAGAUUACGUGUUCUGUCUGCGUCGAAGCGCGGAGACGGUGAAGCCGAGGAACGUGGUGGUGCUGGAGGACGACGCUCUGCCCGGCACCGACUUCUUCUCCGUCAUCCGUGAGUUACUCAGCCGCAGGUUCGUUUCGCGCUCGCUGUACGUUAAAUUAUAUCAUCCUGAACGGCUGCAGCGCUACUGGAACCCGGAGCCGUACCGAAUCCUGGAGUGGGUGGGGCUCGGCGUGUGCGGGGCGUCGCUGAUUCUUCUCUUCCUGGCCUUCUUCCCUCGCUUCUCUCCGCCCUUCUCUGUGCCUCUCUUCCUCUUCCUGGUGGCCUACAUCAUGGCGGGGGCGGAGCUUAUAGGGCGACACUACCUGCUGGAGCUGAGGCGCGUCUCCCCGCAGCUGUACGCCGUGUCUCCUGCCACCGAGUGCUGCACGCCCGCCAUGCUGUUCCCGGGGAACACGUCCUCCCGCGUCGCCGAGCUGCUGGACACCGCCACGUGCAUGAGGGGAAACGCCAAGGACAUGGUGCUGUACCGCAGUGCAGGCUCCGCCCACAGCCUCGAACCCAACGCCAUACAGCACAUUGGGGCGUUUUCCUCCGUCAGACCAAAUCCACUGCACCCACAACUCCUCUGAUCCGUGGAUCUGCCCUGUGGGUCUGCCCUGUGGGUCUCUGACUCUGAAUCAGUCGGAAUCAAAAUCUGACUCAGUCUUAAUCUGAAUCUGAAUCAAUCUGAAUCAAUCUGAAUCUAAACAGGAAUCAUAAUCAAUGUGAAUCUGAAUCAGUUUGAAUCAAAAUCUGAAUAUAAAUAAAUCUGAAUCUGAUUAAGUGUCAGAAAUCAGAGAAUCAAUCAACUGAAAUCUGUAUAAGCCAAAGUCUGAAUCAGAUUCUGUCACAAACCAAAUGAGUCAAAAUCCAAUCUGGUUGUGAGUCAGAAUUUAAUUUAGAGUCAGAACAAGAAGCAGAACUGGUGAAAAUAAUUCUGAAUCAUCUAGAAUAUGAAUCAGAAUCAGUUAGAAUAUGAAUCAGAAUCAGACAGGAUAUGAAUCAGAAUCAGUUAGAAUAUGAAUCAGAAUCAGAAAGGAUAUGAAUCAGAAUCAGUUAGAAUAUGACUCAGUGCUGUGGAGGUUAGCUCAGGUGGUGUCAGAAAUAAACCUGAAAUGAUCAGUGCUGGUUAGCAUUAGCAUUAGCAUUAGUUCCUCCGUUUCACAUUGAGACCUCAGCACAUGAGCGAGUAUCAAAUCCGCAGCAAUCAGAUAGAAAGAAAUCUGUCUCUCGGUGUUUUCUCUCUUCUGCACUGUACUCAGAAGUGCCUUUUCCCUCCAUCAGGAAUUACACCUAUGACCUUUGACCUUCGUGGUGCUCAUCAUGCACAUUAUACAUCUUCACCGCGAUCUUAUUGGCUGUCUGCAAUAUGCAAAUGAGUCGGAUAAUGAUGUCAUAAUCAGCCAUCAGACGCAUGGCGUUACAUUCAGCACUAACGAGUCUUGAGCUCGGCUCUUGUACACUAUCUGAUGCACUUUGUAGUGUUUUUAGCGCUGCAGUGAAACAGUUAUCCGUCUUUAGCAGAUUAAACUUUAAUCUUUAAACACCAAACCAAAACUCGGCCAGUCAGCUGAGAUAAUCUGGUUAACCUUUGUACACUUGUGUGUGUGUGUGCGUGCGUGUGUGUGUGUGAAUGACUUUUUUGGGUUUAAAUUGUGAUUUGACUGAAACUGGAGGAUGAUUUGUUCAUCUGUAAGGUUUUCAGGGUAAGUGUGAUGAUUCUGAAGCACGUGCAAAUUCACAGAGAUGAUGAUGAUGAUGAUGAAACAACAAACACAGCGGUGAUUACACUCAUCACUGAUGGACAUUAAAGAGUUUAAACUCUCUGAA
Molecule: messenger RNA, 3109 nt
Organism: Pangasianodon hypophthalmus (striped catfish)
Lineage: Eukaryota; Metazoa; Chordata; Actinopteri; Siluriformes; Pangasiidae
Gene: pgap4
Product: post-GPI attachment to proteins GalNAc transferase 4
Exons: 1
Coding region: 715-1869 (384 amino acids)
Biological process (GO): GPI anchor biosynthetic process
Cellular component (GO): Golgi membrane
Molecular function (GO): glycosyltransferase activity
Source: RefSeq, a predicted model, not a curated record